Molecule: messenger RNA, 1944 nt
Organism: Cladophialophora yegresii CBS 114405
Lineage: Eukaryota; Fungi; Ascomycota; Eurotiomycetes; Chaetothyriales; Herpotrichiellaceae
Exons: 1
Coding region: 1-1944 (647 amino acids)
Biological process (GO): anaphase-promoting complex-dependent catabolic process
Cellular component (GO): anaphase-promoting complex
Source: RefSeq, a predicted model, not a curated record
AUGGCCAUCGCCAUGUACGGUUACAGCUGGCUAAAGCCCGCUGGAUGUGCGAAGACGAUGCUCGGUCGUCGCGAGGAGGAAGUAGAACGCGAGGAGGUUGAACGACAGCUCCGCGAGGUGGAGUUGCAGGAGCGGCUAGCGCUGGAGACUGAGGAGCAAGAAAGGAUGGCGAGGGCGCAGGAGCUGGGCGAAGGGGAAGAAGGAAGGGACCUGGAUGAGGACAUCCCGGACGCAGAUGACCCUGAUGGUGACGCCGACGACUAUGAGAGUGAUGAAGAGGAUGGGGCGGCAGAGGAGGGCGAAGAUGAGGAUGGCAUGGAGAUGGGCAUGGCGGCAGAUCUGGACGACGAGAUCCCCGACGCAGACGAUCAGGACGCUGAAGACGAUGACGAUGAGCCUCUUUCUCCCGCGGGCGCGGAUGGAGGUUGGGUCUACGAUACGCGAAGAGAGCCGGAUACCGACGAUGAGGACCAACUUCCUCAUCCAUUGCCGCCCCCACCGAGACACCCUGACCGCGGAAAUCCAAGACACGCGACCGUUGCGGGGGUGCGAGUCCCCUUGUCGGGAAGCGAAUACGACUACGACGAGCACGAAGCAGAAGAUCUCGCCAACUCCAUGCUUGACGGAGAUGAAAUAUACGAAGCCGACGUCCAUGGUCCUGAGCGUAGUAUGCUGUCUGGAGACCGUGAUCUCGACGACGAUGUGCCCGAUGCAGAUGAUGACCAAGCAUGGGAACAUACGGACACGGAACUGGAGGAGAGCGAGAUGGACAUCUCCAUUUUACCCCCACCAGGCCAGUCAGGGCACGGUCGCCUUAGAGGAGGAGGAGGAGGAGGAGGAGGAGGAGGAGGAGGAGGAGGAGAAGCAGCCCCUCACUUCCCGCCUCGGAGCUCAGCUCGUACGGCGGCGGCGCCACGCUCUUCGGGACCAUGGAUCACAGGCCCCUCGCCGGACGACAGGCUUCACCAGGCGCCGGCACAACCUCAGACCAUGCCCCGUCAAAGAGGCUCUCAGGCAACACCAGAAGUGGCCAUCCCAAGCAAUGCACGGUUCACCCCGGCGGCACAACGCUCCGUAUCGACGCGGGCCGCUCGAAUCGUCUCGGGAAACAGACAACGACCUUACCGUCCCGAUCUGGCUCGUCCGACCACACGCCACCAAUUACAGCAGACCCAUACCCCAGAGCUGUUGGAUACUCCUCCCCUCGCGGCUGCGGCUGGGAUUGAUAUUGACGUCGACCUCGAUGCGGAUGUGGAUGUGGAUGAUGAGGAAGUCGAUACCGAUAUCGAAGGCGAAGAUGCGGGCGCCACACCAGACCCAUUUGUCGCGCCCGAGCAUGCCCGUGCCCGCGCCCCUGCGCAGGCGGAAACCAUAGAUCAAGGAAGACGGAUCCGUGCGCCCCCGGCUAGAGGAAUACCUCGUGCGCAAGCACAGGCGGUUAGAGGCAGAGGCGGUGCGACUGGCGCCGGCAAUACAAGUCCAAGCCGCACGGCUGCAGCUCGGAACUGGCUCGACGGCGCGGCUGCUACUCUAGGCGUCGGUGGCUCCAGGGAUGGGGGUGCGGGUGCGGGUGCGAGUGCGAAUACGAGUGCAGGCGCGAGUGUUGGCGCCAGGAGGACAUUAUUCCAGCGCGCUACUCGUCGACGCAAUCCUGGUGCCGGUGCCGCUGCCGAUAUUGUAGUCGAGGCGCAGACAGGGGGACAAGCGACGUCCGCCUCCAGUGGUGGCUUGUUUUCUUCGCCAAACGUAGCCUCCAAUGGCGGCGACGGAGGAAGCGGGAGCGGAGGUGGAGGUGGAGUGGGUGGAGGGGAAUGGGACACGCCUGAAGGCGCGAGCACGAGCGCACCUCAAGGACAGGGACAGAGUCAAGACCAAGGAGGAAGGAGGAUCGGCAGACGACGGAGUGGGCGGUUCUUGGCUGGGAGGAGGCGGGCGGCCGAGUAA